AUGGACUACAGAAUUGCUGGUAAUAAUUGCUUUGCAGAUAUCGAUGAUGAGACAGCGAAGUUGAUCAUUCAGCUUCAGCUCGAUGAUAUUGAGUACUCAUCUUCCAAGGGAAAAGGUCGCGCCGACAAUGUAUCCGACAUCUCAAUUGCAUUAAAAAUGCAGAAAGAGGAAUUGGAACACGUUGCUUUAUUUUUGUCAGAUCAGCGGAUGACGAGAAGUAUUGCAUUGGCCGUUCAAACUGAUGGAGUUGUUUUGACUGAAGUGGUAUCACGCGAUGACGUUUCUGCAAGAGAUCAUUCAAUGGCUUUACAGUUAUAUCGAGGUCCUUCAACACCGACUACUACACCACAGGUUCCUCCGCCUGCUGCGCCGAAUACACAGAUCUUGAACGAGGAGGUCUUGAGAAAACUACAAAUACUAUAUGUCUCUGGCGACGACUCGAAGGACAAUGAUGCAGCAGAGUUUGAUGUAACCAAUUGCAGUUCGAUAAUUGGCUCAAAUGCAGAGUCUUCUACUUGGGCAGCCUCUCGAUCUGUACCCUCUAACAGUACAUGCGUCAUCUGUCGCGAUGAGAUCAGCUUCUGCGAUGCAGCACGAGUUCCCGGUUCAUGCCACCACGAGUAUUGUCGCACCUGCCUUGGGCAGCUCUUUCAGUUGUCGAUGAGCGACGAAUCACUCUUCCCACCCCGCUGCUGCAACGAACCAAUCACUAUCGCCAGUGUCCGUCUUUUCCUCACAAGUGAUAUUGUGCGUGCUUUUGAAGAGAAGAGAAUCGAAUUUGAAACACCAAACAGAACUUAUUGCUGCUUACAUUCUUGCUCAGCUUUCAUCCACCCGUCCAAAAUCGUCAAUAACGUAGCUACCUGUGAUGGCUGCGGCACACAAACUCACACCUUGUGUAAGCUGGAAGCUCACAUUGGAGAUUGCUCAAAUGAUACCGCGCUUCAGGGGGUUCUGGAUCUUGCUAGAGACAGGGGCUGGCAAAGAUGCUAUUCAUGCUGGGGUAUGGUGGAGCUUGAAAUUGGAUGCAACCAUAUGAGAUGUCGAUGCGGGGCCACCUUUUGUUACGUCUGUGGGCUGAGAUGGAAGUCUUGUAGAUGUCCACAAUGGCACGAGGACCAAUUGGUAGCUCGUGCUACAGAGAUUGUCAACCGCAGACCUGGCCAUCAACUACUCGAGCGUCCCUAUCAAGCCAUUGGCAAAGAAUCUACAAUUGAAGCUCAGAUUGCGGUAGCCGCGGAGAAUCUUAGAGAGAAUCAUGCUUGUGGGCACAACGGAUGGCGCAUGCUACAAGGAUCUCAUCAGUGUGAAGGUUGCCAUGAUGUUAUGAGAAGAUACAUUCUUGCAUGUCCUCAAUGUGAAUUAAGAGUGUGCAACAGAUGCAGACUAAAUAGGUUGUAG
This is a messenger RNA of Botrytis deweyae, 1401 nucleotides long. RefSeq lists its product as uncharacterized. The coding region runs from base 1 to 1401 and encodes 466 amino acids. The transcript has 2 exons. Gene Ontology annotation, biological process: positive regulation of proteasomal ubiquitin-dependent protein catabolic process; ubiquitin-dependent protein catabolic process; protein polyubiquitination. Gene Ontology annotation, molecular function: ubiquitin protein ligase activity; ubiquitin conjugating enzyme binding. The record is from RefSeq and is a predicted model, not a curated record. Gene Ontology annotation, cellular component: ubiquitin ligase complex; cytoplasm. Lineage: Eukaryota; Fungi; Ascomycota; Leotiomycetes; Helotiales; Sclerotiniaceae.